Exophiala dermatitidis NIH/UT8656 is the source of this 3591-nucleotide messenger RNA. RefSeq lists its product as uncharacterized. NCBI's taxonomy places the organism in Eukaryota, Fungi, Ascomycota, Eurotiomycetes, Chaetothyriales, Herpotrichiellaceae. The transcript has a single exon. Bases 1 to 3591 code for a protein of 1196 amino acids. The record is from RefSeq and is a predicted model, not a curated record.
AUGACCGGCGGAAACGAUCAGCAGCAGAAACCGAGUCUCAAAGACUCGACUACAGAGCCGGUAUCCAGCAGUAAUUCUCUUCCACCAGCGCAUUCAGAUGCGCCGCCCGAACUCGACGAGUUCGGGUUGCCCAAAAGACCCGUGAGCAGACCCCGUCCUCCGGAGUCGGAUGACAGCGAGGACGAGGGGGACACUUUUCACGAUGCCGAAGGGUUCGAUGACAACAAAGCAGCACAAGAGAAAGGGGAGCCAGGGCAUGAACGCUCGACAAUUGAGUGCAAUGGCGAGGUUGUGAGCAGGGAUACGGAAAGCAAGGGGUCCAGUGGAGUGGGAAUCGCGCCUGCAGACGCAGCAUCACCCAAUUGCUCGCCCGAUGGUGAGGAAAAGCGUGCGGACGAGACGGCCGCUGUGAACGAUGCAACGGCCAAUACAAAGUCAUUCAAAGCACCCGAUAAGCCGGCCGAAGGUUCAAGCCCCGAUGAGCCCGCGCCAGCUAGCACGGAACCUGAGUCCUCUUACAAGAAGGCCGCCGUUCCUCAAGACUCGCAACUAUCCUCUGCUACCGUAAUACCGAAACGUGAGCACCCGACAACGGCUCCUGCAGUCUCCGAAUGGUCACACCAGAAACAAGUUAGGGGUGCUCAGCAGGCCGACGGUGUCGACGAGGAUGAUGAAGAGGAAGACUGGCAGGCGAUGCCCGCCUUGGAUGAGUUUGAUGUCUACGAUGACAACGGUCGGCUUGUGGUCAGGGGCAACAAGGCCACGGAAGAAGAGAUGAACCCAUAUGCCGGGAUUGGAGGGGCAGGAAAAGGGUAUACGAGGGUACAGCUCGACGAGGACGUGCACUCUGUCACCAGUCUGGAUGAUGACACCAGUUAUUUGUUCCAAAAUGGCCAGAAAUCAGCUUGUCAGGACGAUACACGCCAUGACGAAGAAGAAGAGCAGAGGGACGCGGACACCCAGUUGAAAGCUACAAAGGAUUUGCUGACCGAAGGCCAGCGCAUAGCGUACGUCGGUGUAGUUCGCCUAACUAUCCACAAGAUGUCCGAAGCACUGGCCUCCCUGGAGAAGACCAAGGGUGCAAAAAAAGAAAUCCUGAAGGCUGUGGAAAGUAUGGAUAUGUGGGGACAGAAAAUGAUGGUUCGUCUCUAUACCCACAUGGACAUCAACCCUGCAGAGCAAGUCAUGAUCGAGCAGCUGGCCGAACACGGAGUCCAGCCGUCCGACCUCGUCAGUCCCUUGAUGGUCAAUGCGAACGUCAAGAAUCCUAUGGCGACCGACAAAUCAACCGACAGUCCAAGGCCAGAAGUCACGCGGAAUAGGGACUCGACGACUUCUCAUUCGUCCCUCAAGAGCACCGAUGAGACAGCAAAGGAAGAUGAGGGUGGUGAAAAGGUCCCUGAAGUACACGGCCCUCAAGAUAUGCCCCAUACUAAACAAAUUGAACUUGAUCUUCGAUGGACCGUCCUUUGCGACCUAUUUCUGGUUUUAAUAUCCGACAGUGUAUACGAUGCUCGAUCAAGGCGACUACUUGAAAGAGUGGGCUCGACUAUGAACAUUAGCUGGACUCAAAUCUGUCGUUUUGAGAAGAGAGUCAUUGAUGCCUUGGAGAUGCAAGAAAGCGAAACGCAGGAAAACUGGGAUGAAUCUGAAAACAUGGAGAAACGCCGCAAAUUGGGCCUGAAACGCAGAUACAUGGUUAUGGGUCUUGCGACCGUUGGUGGUGGUUUGGUCAUUGGGCUCUCGGCGGGCUUGUUGGCCCCCGUCAUUGGAGCGGGCCUCGCCGCCGGCUUCACCACCAUUGGUGUCGGAGGCACCGCAGGCUUUUUGAGCGGAGUUGGUGGAGCUGCCCUGAUCACUUCCGCGGCCACGGCUGCUGGUGGUACCAUCGCUGUGCGCGCAUCUGACCGGCGGACCGGCCACGUGAAGACCUUUGAGUAUCGACCUCUUCACAAUAACAAGCGACUUAAUCUGAUUUUGACCGUCUCUGGUUGGAUGAAUGGCAAGGUGGACGAUGUACGAUUGCCCUACAGUACCAUCGACCCUAUAAUGGGCGAUAUUUAUUCCUUACUGUGGGAACCGGAAAUGCUUCAGUCGAUGGGUGACACGAUCAACAUCCUCGCCACUGAGGCGCUGACACAGACAGUGCAGCAGGUGCUGGGAAGUACUAUUUUGGUGGCGCUUAUGGCGUCGAUUCAACUCCCGGUCGUCUUGACCAAACUGGCUUACCUGAUUGACAAUCCUUGGAGUGUUUCUUUGGAUAGAGCGAACGCGGCAGGUCUUAUCUUGGCGGAUUCGCUCAUGGACAGACACUUGGGUCAGCGGCCCAUUACCCUGGUCGGAUUCUCAUUAGGGGCGAGGGUCAUAUUUUCCUGUCUCAAGGAAUUGUCCGCCAGAGGCGCCUACGGUUUGGUACAGAACGUCUAUCUAUUUGGGUCCCCGGUUGUCGUCAAAAAGGACGAUUACUUGCGUGCCCGGUCCGUCGUUUCUGGCCGAUUUCUCAAUGGCUAUGCAUCCAACGACUGGAUUUUGGGUUAUCUGUUUCGAGCCACGUCUGGGGGCAUCAUGCGUGUCGCAGGCUUGGCCCCUGUGGAAGGCGUACCAGGCGUCGAAAACAUUGACGUGAGUAAACUGGUGAAUGGUCACAUGGCCUAUCGUGCUGCUAUGCCUCGACUGAUGCGAGAAGUCGGUUGGGAGGUGGAGAGCGACGAGUUUACGGAAAUCGAGGAUCCUGAUCCUGAGAAUCAUGCCAAGCGACAGCGCGAGCUUAUCAUUGAAAUCGAUGAGGCACGGAAGAAAGCUGAGGAAAAGCCUGAGAAGAAACGGUUUGGGCUCUUCAAAAGGGGCAAGAUGGCAGAAAAGCGAGGCUGGGAAACAUAUACCCCAAAUGACACCGCACACGCGCGCAACAGUAGUACAACCAAGGACUCUGCCGCCCCUGGGGACAGUAAUGUGCUGUUUGACAUUGAUGCGAUUCGAAAAGAGCUCGAGAGCGAAAUGAUCGAAGUGAGGGAACUGGACAGCACGUUGCCGCCCAUGCAGAUCACCUCUAUACAGAACGGAGAAAAGCAUGUCGAGUUUCUUCGUCUUCCUCCAGACAUGAAGCCCGAGGAAGUGGCCAGGAUGAAUCUCCCGCCGAGACCAGACGAAAUCGAUGUCGAGUUUCCCCCGGCGCGACCUGCUCCGGCGCGUCCGUCCAGGACGUCCUCUCUCAGGCCCGAGUCAGUAGCAAGUCCACGGGUCAGUCCAGGUGUGAGUCCACAGAGGUCAACGCACGCUUCUCCCGACCUGAGUCGACGCUCGUCUUACGCGCUUUCGGAGCCGAAGGAACUAGUGAGCACUUUGCCGCCCCUGAAUUUGACUCCUUCGCCUUCUCCAGGGAUUGAAAGCUAUAAUACAUCCAGCAAUGUGCGACCCGAACUGAGGCCGCACGUGACCGAGCCUCCAUUGUCGAGCUGGAAUCGUCCUGCUGCCACGUCUGAUGAUGAUGUUGCCAACAAGAUGUCAAGCUUGGACAUAGAGCGCAACGCCUGGGCAGAGGACGAUGACCUAGGCCGGGGGCAUUCCGAGAUCAAAAUGACAUUCGAAUAA